Molecule: messenger RNA, 1503 nt
Organism: Manduca sexta (tobacco hornworm)
Lineage: Eukaryota; Metazoa; Arthropoda; Insecta; Lepidoptera; Sphingidae
Exons: 2
Coding region: 344-1270 (308 amino acids)
Biological process (GO): DNA integration
Molecular function (GO): nucleic acid binding
Source: RefSeq, a predicted model, not a curated record
GCUGUGCUAUAUACCAAAAGGCCACCGCCUUAGUUUGUUGCGUGUGUUUCAUGACGAACACCAGCACAUUGGUGCAGAAAAGGUUGUUGAACUAAUAUUAAAACAUUUUUGGUUUCCUGGAUUAAGAAAGUUUGUACACAAGUAUAUACAACAUUGUAUUGUUUGUAUUUCUCAUAAAACUGUACCGCGUCAGCCUCUACAACCUAUUGAAUCAUGGAACAAGCCUAACAAACCGUUUGAUACAGUUCACACUGAUGUUUUAGGGCCACUUCCAGAUUCAAAGGGUUUCAAAUAUGUUGUUAUUAAUGUAGACGCAUUUACUAAGUAUUGCCUUUUAUAUUCAAUGCACAAACAAGAUGCGAGCGAGUUAAAGAAAAUUUUUGAAAAUUCAUUUUCACUCUUUGGUGCACCUAGACUUAUAAUUGCUGAUCGUGGUCGCAUGUAUGAGAGUGCAUUAUUUGUUAAUUGGGUUAAGGAAUUGGGCUGUGAGAUGCAUUUCAUUACUCCUGGAAUGCAUCAAAGCAAUGGACAAGUUGAGCGGUAUUGUCGCACGGUAGCAAAUAUGAUUCGUGUAGAAGCAAAUUUCAGACACGAAGAAUGGUCAAAUAUUUUGUGGAAAAUACAGCUCACCUUGAACAUUACUGUACAAAAGUCGAUUCGAUGUUCGCCUUUAAAUUUGUUAAUUGGCAUUGACUGUGCAACGCCGAUCAUACGGUCACUGGUGCGCGAUGUGGCUUUGGAUGCCACAAGUCCAAAUCGCGAAUCGCUACGCGAGCUCGCUCGACAACGUGCUUCUAGACUGUUAGACGAAAAUCGCACUCGGCAAGAUGCUCGUGUAAACGAAAGGCGAAAGGCCCCGCGUUCGUUUUGUAUGGGCGACACGGUGUUUGUGCGUAAAACAAAUCAAACUGCGGGCAAAUUGGAUUCUGGUAUGCGCGGACCAUACGUGGUCAAAAGAGUAUUGCCACAUGAUCGAUAUGAAUUGAAAUUAUUAUCUGGCUCCUUUGGUAAAACUACGCAAGCCGCUGCCGAGUACAUGGUGAAGUGGCAUGGGGAGUGGACUCCCGAUGUGUGUGCUACAUUUUUCGAGGAUGACGAUGACGAAUUACAAGAUAACGGAAAUUCGCAUACCGAACACCAUGAUGUGGAGGCAGAUACAAACGUACCAGCCUUCGCACGCCAGACCAUAGAGCCCCAGCAAGCAUGUUCAGGUUCACAACACAGCUCUAUUGCUCGCGAGGGCGCAUCGCAGUCAGGAGAGGCCGAAUAAGGAGCGAACUAGUUUGUGAAGAGGCGUGGCCUACGUGACGUCACAGUAGUUGUGGAAGGGAGUAGGGAGAGCUCGAGCGAGCGCCUGCGCCAGUGCGGACUUACUUUGCCGUUGGCAUUCGGACGAGACAGUCGUUGCAUUAUAGUGUUGAAUUUCUGCUAGUAAUAAUAAUUUAAUGAUAAUUUGUAAUUCAUCAAAGAUUAAGAUUACACUUGUAAUAGUUUGUAUUUUUU